CACGCAUAUAUUGCCGCCUCGUCGCACGGUGCUCAUUUUUCACGGACUGUCGAUCCUGCUGGUAACUGAAGCGUGCCCGGCGUGGUACCCUGCCCAGCCCCUCAGGUCGCCGUCGAGGAAUCAAGAGCGCAUCAGUUAGUUCGCGGUCGCGGUUGCACGCUGUUGCCGUCCGCUACAAACCUGGCAACGAUCAUUUCGUCAUUUGCAUUUGAACGUGAGUGUUAUAAUUUGUCAUCGUGAAGGUUUCUCAAAACAGAUCAGAUACAGGCGUUGAUGGAAUUCGAGGAACACACGAAGGAGCACUCGCACGGUGUUUUUGGAAGCUUCGUCGAAUAAUCGUCUCCGGAGAUUAAGUAAAAUCAAACAUCGAAAUAGGCAAUUAAGGAAAGCCAUGGUUCGGGUAGUAUUGGAAGAAACGGCUCUAUCGUAAUCACCGGAAGAAAGAAACUUUUAACGGAUCGAAUGCGGUUGAGGAUCGUUGUAGGCCGAGGGAUUGAUGGCGAAUGCAUCGACGAUGUAACUGGGAGUCGUGUUUGAUCGUGAAUAAAACUCACACGAGCUCGAGAAGAUGAAAUCGAAAGUGAAUCUAGUUACGAUUUUAUUAACUCUGAGCUGCGUAUUACGCGUGAUGGAAGCUUUGAAGUCGGACAAUCAGCAUGCAAACCACAAAGAGUAUCCUGUUGCGAAAAAGGUUAUCAAGGAGGUUCACAAUAAAGCUGCACCUACGGCUCUGCUACGUGGGGAGGAUAAAACGAAAGUAGUGAAAACUCUAACCAGGAAUACUGGUUUGGGUUUGUCGAAAGAUUAUUUACACGCACCAGACCGUCCUCGCCGAAGGAAGCGGAAGAUGGAUCGCACAAUAAUGGCGCUGCUAAUGGCCUACAAGCUGAAAUUCGUCGCUCUGAUUCCAACCAUGGUCGGAGGGUUAAUCCUGUUAAAGGCCACUGCGUUACUCGCGGGCUUCUUCUUCGCGUUAUUCGCCGCGGUUCUCGGUCUGAAAGUAAAGUGAGAACAACACCGCUGUCAAAGUACGAGAUCGAUACUGUUCCUUUCGGUAACAGAACGAUCGUCACGAUUGGUCGAUGCAUUUAGUUUUGAAUUCUCGAUCGCGUAAAUCGCGAACACGUAUCGUCUUGCCGCGAACCAUACGAUCCUAUCGGACGUAGGCGUAAGAAUGUAACAUAUUAUGUAUCUCGUUUGUGUAGCGAUAGAAUAAGCGAUAAAAAUGAUUAAAUCGUUGUAUCUUCCUUAUUCACGUCGAUUACGUGCCUGUUUAUUCGAUCUCAGUCUUGAUCCAUCGGCAAAGUCGAUGUUACAAAAAUCAAUGGGUUAACAAUAGUUAUAUCGUAGUAAUAAAUAUCAUGGCGUUCAAUAAAUAUUAUAUAACUCGUAUCUUAGGCAAUUAAGUUAUUCGAGAGGUGAAGCUCAGAAUAUUUGCGAAGAAACGAUUACGAAUCGGAUUUAGAAGUUAUUUUCGUUGCUUACAGGUCGUUUCAAACGCAAAAAUGUCUCGACUCGGUUCCGUUAGAAGCUCGCGUGCGUGGAAACCAUUCCGUAGCUAUUAUCAUGCCGAAUGCUUUCCCGGUUGACGGGAAACGAAAAUGAGUGACAGCUAGGGUAUACGGUGUAUCGUCCGUCGCGUGACGGCAUCUGAAAAUGUCGCUAACGUUCACGAUAUGCAUUUAGCUAACAAUUAUCACGCUUGUUUCCCGCAUUCACUGUUAUCUGUGUCGCUUAGAUACUUUUCAAAUUAAUUUCUACAGGGUAAAAUUUAGAAGAAAAUAAUUAAUCAACUAUGAGAGUUAGAUGAUUCGCAUGUUUCUUCAUAAAUAAUUGAACAAUAUACAUAGAAGCGCCAACGAUUUCUUGAAGAGAGGCUUGG
Messenger RNA from Bombus pyrosoma, 1882 nucleotides. RefSeq lists its product as uncharacterized. The record is from RefSeq and is a predicted model, not a curated record. The transcript is spliced from 3 exons. The coding region runs from base 569 to 1009 and encodes 146 amino acids. Lineage: Eukaryota; Metazoa; Arthropoda; Insecta; Hymenoptera; Apidae.